Messenger RNA from Fonsecaea nubica, 1356 nucleotides. RefSeq lists its product as hypothetical. Gene Ontology annotation, molecular function: phytanoyl-CoA dioxygenase activity. The coding region runs from base 1 to 1356 and encodes 451 amino acids. The transcript has a single exon. Gene Ontology annotation, biological process: fatty acid alpha-oxidation. Lineage: Eukaryota; Fungi; Ascomycota; Eurotiomycetes; Chaetothyriales; Herpotrichiellaceae. The record is from RefSeq and is a predicted model, not a curated record.
AUGGAUUCAGGUUCGACGUCCUCCUCUAGCAGUCUUGUAAAUGGACAAUCUGCACCCAAUGGAGUCAACAAUGUGUCGUCGCUAUCAACAUCGUCCCAAUCCGACCCACAGAUGCCACGAGUGCCUAAGAGGCUGUACUCGCUCUCCCAGCCGCCGUCCCUGUCUGCGUUCAAGACACUGUGUUCCCAAUCGACAAGCCGAGAGAUCUAUCCACACGCGUCGGCCGUGGUGUCCAAUAUCCCCGUCUACGAGCUACCCACUGAAGCAGAUGCGUUUGCAGACCCAGGCUUCAUCGAUGCAUUGCAGGAUGAAUGGCACCAUAUCCUCCUCUCAGGGCCUGGGGUGGUGAUUCUCCGCAACUUCAUCCCGGACAGGAAGCUGAUUGAGCAGGUCAACGCUGUCUUCGAGGCCAUCAUCGCCGCAGAAUCUGAGUUGCUCGCUCAGGGAGGACACGGUGGGGACAAGGGCGACCACUUCGCAGCGAGCGGCACCAAUGCGCGCAUCUGGAACUCGUUCCAAAAACACGCCGAGCGCGACCCAGCGUCCUUUGUGCAGUACUACUCCAGCCGCUACUUGGCCGCCAUGUGCGCCGCCUGGCUGGGACCCGCGUACCAGAUCACCGCGCAGGUAAACAUCGUACGGCCGGGAGGCCAGCCGCAGGUGAGCCACCGCGACUACCACCUGGGGUUCCAGACCACGGCGGCGUGCGCGCUGUAUCCCGCGACCACGCAGGUGGCGACGCAGUUCCUCACCCUGCAAGGCGCGGUGGCGCACACGGACAUGACUCUGGCCAGCGGGCCGACGCGCUUCCUGCCCUUCUCCCAGCAGUUCGAGCCGGGGUACAUGGCGUACCGUCUGCGCGAGUUCCAGGAAUUUUUCGACCGGAACUGGGUCAGCUGUGCCCUGAACAUGGGCGACGCCGUCUUCUUCAACCCGGCGUUGUUCCACGCCGCGGGCGAGAAUCGCACCCUGGACGUCCAGCGCUCCGCGAACCUGCUGCAGGUCAGCAGUGCCUUUGGCAAGACCAUGGAGACCGUCGACACUCUGGCCAUCAUCUCUCAGUGCUGGGACGAUGUCAGGAAAUUGUAUGCCGAGGAGAAGAGUGGCGGCGGUGGCGGCCUCGACAGGACAGAGCUGCUACAGAAUGGUGGCGUCGCAAGCAGAGUCCAUGCCAUUUUGGAUGCAAUCGCCAAUGGAUACCCGUUCCCAACGAACCUCGAUCGUCGCCCGCCCGCGCCAGGUGGAAUGGCACCCGAGAGUGAAGUUGAUAUACUCCGCAAAGGGCUGCUGGAAGGCUGGGACGUCAAGAAAGUUGUCGCGGCUCUUGUGGUCAUCCGAACAGACUCGAUGCCUUGA